Messenger RNA from Fusarium venenatum, 1233 nucleotides. RefSeq names its product aspartic peptidase domain-containing protein. Lineage: Eukaryota; Fungi; Ascomycota; Sordariomycetes; Hypocreales; Nectriaceae. The record is from RefSeq and is a predicted model, not a curated record. Gene Ontology annotation, biological process: proteolysis. Gene Ontology annotation, molecular function: aspartic-type endopeptidase activity.
AUGACUGGUUUCCCUCUCCGAAAUGCUCUGAUUGCAGCUGUCGCUUUUGGCCCAGCUUCAACCGCGACCAAGACACCUUCCGGGGUUAUCGCCAUCCCGCUAACUCGAGAUGAAGGCUUGACCGCAUAUUUUGCCAAGCUUCAAGUUGGCACGCCACUGCAGACACAGUAUCUCAAGAUCGAUACGGGCAGUCCGCGAUAUUCUUUCCUGGACCCUCGUAAUGAGAUAUGCGAAAGAGGAGGAAAUUCGUGCCUCGUGUUUGGGACCUUCAACAAUGAAACAUCUUCCACAUGUCAAUACCAGGGUCCUAAUUUCGCCGACGCUUUGGGCUAUGUUGGCCGGGGCGAUUAUUUGAGCGAUACUGUUGUUUUUGGUGGUGUUUCAACCGAAAACAUGUACUUUGGCUACACCUCUGGAUACAGUUUCCCAGACAAACUCAGUGGUGAUAUCUACACCAUCCUCGGCUUGUCACUGGAGUGUGGUUACGACUUUGCUGGCCCUGAUUGCACUUGGAGAUCGUCCUCAUACGCACUUCCGGAGCUCAAGAAUGCCUCUAAAAUUGACUACAUGUCUUCGAGUAUCUACCUCGGACCCGAUGACAAGGAAGCUGCCAACGCCAUGAUGCUCCUUGGCGGCGCUUAUGACAAAGCGAAGAUCGAUGGCGAUCUCAUCACGGUGCCCAUGGUUGACCCCUUCGAUGUCCAGCUCACCGGUGGUCAAACCAACUCGGUCAAUGUCACUUCUGUUGAGGUUUUCGUUAGUAAUGACAACAACAGAACAACAGAGACUUACGGCGAAAUGGGAGUCGGCGUCCCCGUGCUGAUGGACACGGGUGUUGCAAGCUGGUACCUCACUGACAAGACCUUGGUUCCUAUUUACCGUGCUUUUGGUGUCACCGAGGAGCCUGCACUUGGUCAGAGAUACUUUGUCGUCGACUGCAAAUAUGCUGACCCAAAGCGAUCUGACGGUCAUGUCUCUGUUGAAUUCGGUGACCACGGAAAGAUUGAGGUCCCGUUCCAUGGCAUAGUAUCAAAGUUUCCUGAUAACACCUGUGGAGUCUUUGCUUCUACUCGUGGCGACACUGUGGCCAUCUUUGGUGACCCUUUCCUACGCAACGUGUAUAGUAUCUUUGAUCAGGAGAACUUGUCUCUCUCAAUGGGAUAUGUGAAGCACACAGAUGAGGAGGACAUUGUGCCUUUACCCCAUGGAGGUUUCAAGCCGACUUAUUCUUAG